AUCAGCCCAACGUCGGCGGAGGAUGGCUUAAUCAAGAACCCACCACAAGAUUGGCACGUAGCAAACAAACCACGCAAAUUGUGUGUACACAAAUUGUCGCUUAUGGCUGAGGUGCCCGAUCUCUCCCUUCUCCCACAAACCCACUGAACUGAGUAUGAUUCUCACAGACUAACCUUCUAGAACCCAGAACUGCUUAGAUUAAAUUUGCUUGUGGAUUCUCUUUAUGCUCAUCAAAUCGGUGUAUUCAGGUCAGGUUCUCUAUAUUCCGUAGUGGGUUUUCUUUGUUUUUGAUAUAUUCAUAAUAUAUGGCUUCUGCAAUGCUCAAUGGAGCUGAAAACCUCACACUCAUCGGAGGAAUAAACCCAAAAAGGUUAGGAUUUAUCGGGUCAGAUUUUCAUGGGAGGCAUUUUUCCAAGAUGGGUUUGGUGUCCUGUAGUAGAACUUCCAAGGGUAGAACCUUCUUGCCCAAGUGUAGUGCAUCGGCUCCAAGGCCGGCUUCACAGCCUAGGUUCAUACAGCACAAGAAAGAGGCAUUUUGGUUCUAUAGGUUUCUCUCGAUUGUGUAUGACCAUAUCAUAAACCCUGGGCACUGGACUGAGGACAUGAGGGAAGAUGCGCUUGAGCCUGCUGACCUCAGCGACAGGAAUAUGAUAGUCGUAGAUGUCGGUGGUGGAACUGGUUUUACCACUUUGGGGAUUGUUAAGCGCGUGGACGCCAAGAAUGUGACAAUUUUAGACCAGUCGCCUCAUCAGCUUGCUAAGGCUAAGCAGAAGGAGCCCUUGAAGGAAUGCAAAAUAAUCGAGGGUGACGCAGAGGAUCUCCCUUUUCCUACUGAUUAUGCAGAUAGAUAUGUAUCGGCAGGAAGUAUUGAGUACUGGCCAGACCCACAGCGUGGCAUCAAGGAAGCAUACAGGGUGUUAAAACUUGGAGGAAAAGCAUGCGUAAUUGGCCCUGUUUAUCCAACAUUUUGGCUGUCUCAAUUCUUUGCAGAUGCGUGGAUGCUCUUUCCAAAGGAGGAAGAGUACUUGGAGUGGUUCAAAAAGGCUGGAUUUAAGGAUAUCAAAUUGAAAAGGAUUGGCCCAAAAUGGUAUCGUGGGGUUCGUCGCCAUGGGUUGAUAAUGGGAUGUUCUGUUACAGGUGUAAAACCCGCAUCUGGGGAUUCUCCAUUGCAGUACCAUGGAUGAUGUUGUUAGAAUAAAGAGCGUGCAGCACUAGGAAGAAGAUAUGAGUGAAGCAUUGACAUCUUCUUUUAUUGUGAGUUAUCAAUCAUUCGUGAUAUUCUACAUUUCUACAUGAAUGGACAUUAAGAUCCACAAGUUUGGCUUGAAGAAUUGGACAGAUGGAGUCUUGCUAUUGUGGAGUCUUUUGAAAAUUAAAAAGUAAAAAGUAAAAAAGAAUUACUUUAUAAUGAACUUGUGUUGUUCUUUCAACAUGAUUAUUUAGGUUUUGUACUCAUCUUAAGUUUGUGACUCUGAUUUUAUGGAUUGAAGCUUUCUGAGACCAAGGUGUUUGAAAUUUCUUUAGUUUCUUUUGUGCUUCCAUGCAUAUGAAUUUCCUGUUGCCCUUUAGUUUUAACAUUGGAUUGGAACCUUUAAUUUCACUACUAGGUUUUAAAAGGAUCUCAUUAUGGUAGUUUGGGAGAAAAUUUCAAUAUUAAGAGUUCUGGAAAGCCGAUAGGCUGCAUUUUUAAAGGGAGGGUUCAAUCAAGUAAAAAGCAUUUUUUGCUUGUCAGUGUUCAGUCUCAGUGGCACUGUCAUGGUUCCACUUUCACUACCAGAAGUGCUAAUUCCCUUUAACUAGAACAUCUCAAUUUCUUGGCUUAAGUCUUGACACAAUUAAAUAGCAAAAGUAAAUUCAUCCUGAAUAUUCAAAUUUAUCCCCCCCCCCCAAAAAGAAAUUGUGCUUUUACUUAAGACCUGGCUACCAUUCAGCUUUACUGGACGGCCAAAUAAGGUUCAUGCUGACCACUCCAUAUUGUUUUUGGGUAUUAAUUUUACCAAGCUUGGUUUUUUUUCCAUGGUAGUAAACAAUGGUGAUCACAAAGUUUCAUGUUAUUGUACUAAUUUAGAAUGGGACUAUAAUUCAUUGGAGGGGGAUAGUGGGUGUACCUGUAUGCUUGUGUCAUCGGAUAAUUCUAACUUAAAUGCUUUACAAUAGUUUGAUUUCCCAACUAUUCUUUCCACUUUUUAUGGUUCCAUGUUCUCUCGAGACUUACAAGGUUUUGGAUUUUAAUGCAGCUUGGUCCGACGGCAGAGGAUG
Messenger RNA from Carya illinoinensis, 2259 nucleotides. RefSeq names its product 2-methyl-6-phytyl-1,4-hydroquinone methyltransferase, chloroplastic-like. Lineage: Eukaryota; Viridiplantae; Streptophyta; Magnoliopsida; Fagales; Juglandaceae. Bases 306 to 1184 code for a protein of 292 amino acids. The transcript is spliced from 4 exons. Gene Ontology annotation, biological process: methylation. The record is from RefSeq and is a predicted model, not a curated record. Gene Ontology annotation, molecular function: 2-methyl-6-phytyl-1,4-benzoquinone methyltransferase activity.